AUGUUAGUGCAACUGACCAAUGUUGACAAUACAGAAAGGGCAAGUAAUCCGCCAUUUGAUAUUGACACAUCAGAGGAAACAGAACAGUUGGACUUUGAUUCUGCAAUACGUGAAUUUGAUACCGAUGUUUUCGGAAUUGAUGAGAACAAUAACCAGUUUCACGGGAUAAAUAACGAUAAAUUAGUUGUUGGUGAAAACGUCGACGUAAAUAAAGAAAGUGACGUUGAUAGCGAAAAAAAUGAAAGUGAUAGUGAUUACGUCCACCAGGGAUCAGAUAUCGGUGAAAACGUCGACGUCAUCAACGAAGAUGACGUUAACAGAAAUAAAAGUGAAAACGAUCGUGCUGGCGUCAACGAUGAAAACAACAAAAUAAAUGACGUUAACCGUAAUAAUGAAAGUGAAAAUUGUUUUGAUUUCGGAUAUAGUGACAUCAGUGAAUGUGAUGAUAUCAUUGAAAGUGACAGUGACCAAGACAAUGAAGAAACAUAUAAUGAACGCGAUAAUGCUAGCGGUAAUAACGAUGGAUGUAAUGACACCAAUAACUCUGACAACGAUAGUGCCGACAUGAUCAACAAUAACGUCAACGACAAUAGUUCCGACGAAAAUAGUAAUAAUGACGGUGCCGAUGGUAAUUACGUGAAUGAUGUUAACUUCGACGACAAUAGUGUGUAUAACAGUGGUGAAAACAGUGAACGAAAUAAUGAAUACAAGCGUAACUGUUCUUCUGAUGAGGAUUAUAUCUUAAUUUCGAGCGAAGACGAGAACGAGUCUAAUGAAACUGCGGUAGAAAAGGCAUCAACUUUAUAUAAAACCAGGGUUUGGACAUGCACUGUGACGAAACGCUUGUGUAUACGUGACGGUCAAGAAUAUGUACUGAGUGCAACAAAGGAAUUUGAUUACUUUGAAUUUGAUAAAUAA
Messenger RNA from Mercenaria mercenaria, 918 nucleotides. Its product is annotated as myb-like protein D. NCBI's taxonomy places the organism in Eukaryota, Metazoa, Mollusca, Bivalvia, Venerida, Veneridae. The record is from RefSeq and is a predicted model, not a curated record. Bases 1 to 918 code for a protein of 305 amino acids. The transcript is spliced from 3 exons.